This is a messenger RNA of Cooperia oncophora, 537 nucleotides long. NCBI's taxonomy places the organism in Eukaryota, Metazoa, Nematoda, Chromadorea, Rhabditida, Trichostrongylidae. The record is from the annotation of a GenBank genome assembly.
AUGAAGCGAGGAAAAUUUGACGAAGGAGAGGCGACGUUGCGUUUGAAGCUCACUCUUGAAGAGGGUAAAGUUGAUCCUGUAGCGUAUCGUAUUAAGUAUGUGCCACAUCACAGGACGGGAAACCAAUGGUGUAUUUAUCCAACAUACGACUACACGCAUUGCCUUUGCGAUUCAAUUGAGAAUAUUACCCAUUCUCUAUGUACAAAGGAGUUUCAGUCAAGACGGAGUUCCUAUUAUGCUCUAUGUAACAUGUUGGACAUCUACUGCCCGGUUCAGUGGGAAUACGGCAGGUUGAAUAUGAACUACACUGUGGUAUCAAAACGGAAAAUCUUGAAGCUUAUUGACUCCGGAAUUGUGAAAGAUUGGGAUGAUCCGCGACUAUUCACACUUGCUGCUUUACGUCGUCGUGGGAUCCCGCCCGAGGCGAUCAACGCAUUUGUGGCUAAGUUGGGUUUGACGAUGACCCAGAUGGUGAUCGACCCUCAUGCUCUGGACGCCACUGUUCGAGACCAUUUGAACGUCAAUGCUCCAAGGUAA